Pelobates cultripes (western spadefoot toad) is the source of this 15550-nucleotide messenger RNA. NCBI's taxonomy places the organism in Eukaryota, Metazoa, Chordata, Amphibia, Anura, Pelobatidae. The record is from the annotation of a GenBank genome assembly.
UGACGUUUCACUCUGGGAGCAGGAUUAACCCUUCCCUGCAAGGCAUGCCCUUUCCAUGCAGCCCCACGCCUGGCUGUGGCCCCUGAGAGCAGGAUGUGGUGUGUAAGAAGUGCUUACAGAUUGCACCUACCAGGGGGUCGGGGGCCAUCAUUUGGGGUGGGAUGGGGACAUCUGUUCCAAGGGCAGAGCUUUGUUAGUACCCCAGAUCCCCCUGGGGACCAUGCACCCCCUCAUGGGACAGAUAAUAUGAAGAUCAGCACACAGAGGGCUGACAAUGAGACCCCCAGAUUUCCUGUGCUCCCAGCCAGGAUUUGGAGGCGAUCUCUGUCCCCUUUAGACAGGGUCAGCCACAUGGUCUCCCCUGAGUUCAUCUCUCCAGAAGUCCAGGCUCUGAGGAGUGCAGGUGUGAACCAGGAGGACAUGCAGAUUGGGCACAGUGCCACCCUUAAUCCAGGGGAACCCCCUGACACCCCUGGACAGGACUGUGAUCUUCAGCCAUCACUGGACAAUGAGCCUGAGUGGUUAGAUCCCCAAGGUGCUCCCUUUAAAUCAGGGGACCUUAUUGUAUCUGAGUUCAAGAAAAGACACUACACUGAAUUUAAGAAAAUGUUCCUCCUAAAACCCAAUGGAAAACUGACAAGCAACUGGGGAGCCAUAAGCCAUGGUGAUAUAGAGGGCAAGCUGCCAGGACAGAAAUUCAGGACUUCAACAGGUUUUGAAUUCCUUCUGAAAAGACCUACUUUAGAUGAAUAUGUCACAAUGAUGAAGAGGGGACCCACCAUCUCCUACCCAAAGGUCAGCAUCUGUUAAACUAGAGUUGACAAGUCUCCCAUGUUUUUCUAGACUCAACACUUACAUAUUGAUGGGCAGUGUAUAAAAAGGGCUGCCCUGUAGUAUGUAGCAUUCAAAUGCUGCAGAUAAGAAAUGUGUUUAGCAAAGAGGAAGCCUGCAAUGUCAACAUGUAACUAAAGUGUCCAAUGUGAUGUAUCUGAAAAUCAAUGAGACAGCCACUAGAGGCUGGAUUAACCCUCAGUGUAAACAUAGCAGUUUCUCUAAAAAUGCUAUGUUUAUUUAAAAAAAAAAAAAAGGGGUUAACCCUAGCUGGGCCUGGCACCCAGAUCACUUCAUUAAGCUGAAGUGGUCUGGGUGCCUAUAGUGGUCCUUUAAGUGAUUUGAAGUGGUCAUGGUGCCUGGAGUCUCUAUGUGCAGAAUGUCACUAUAAAAACACUGCACAUACAAAGUUUAACUCCUUUGCUGCCAAAAGUGUUAACUCCGCCAGCGUCACUGGCUAAUGUCCAUAACGUCUGCAGUGCCGACAGCUGUCUGUGUGUUAAAGGAACACUCCACAAACCUAAAGCACUUUAUCUUGCUGAAGUAACAGGUUAAUGUCUAUGAUUAUCAUACUCCUGAUGGAGUCUUUGUUCUGCGAAUAUUGUGUCCUUUUAGGAUAUUGCAGCCAUGCUCAUGAUGAUGGAUAUUAACCCUGGAGAUACCGUACUGGAAGCCGGUUCAGGUUCUGGAGGAAUGAGUCUAUUCUUAUCGCGUGCAGGUAAAUGCCUUAAUUAUUCUGUCAUUCUCUAUUUAGGCUGUAAUAUUCAUAAUCAAAUUACAUUUACAGUUUACCCAUCACCAAAAAGAUUAGUCAAAAACAUCACAUGCCCCCUUCCGGACAGUCUUACUUUUUUAUGGAAACAAGAAAAUUGAGGAGAACGGUUAACGCACCCCCCACCUCUCCCUCCUUCCCAAAGAGUAAAUUGCAGCACAAGUCAUAGGUGUUAUAUUAUAAUUAGCCCACAACAAGCAGGUAACAUUUCCACCCAGUACAAGGGAGUUUAUUCACCAAACACCUAACUGUAGAAAAUUAAAAAUAAAUAAAAACCAAAGGCAAAAAUAACGAAAAAUCCCCCCUGCUUUAAUUACAGCUUAGCUAUGAUUUUCGUAUUCCAUGUUUAGUGAAGGAUUCCAAACCAGUGUUGUUCCAUCUGUUCUCGAUACCUUCAUUUUUUGGGUACCUUUACCCAAAUUCUAAAAUGUGGGGGAAUUACAUCAUUUUUUCCUAUAUCUUUUUUCCGCCAGAUAAAUAAAAUACUCUGCUGAGUUUAGUGAAUAACAUUGGUGAGACUGCACUCUACCUUCUCUCUCACAGCACCCCUCAUUUUCAGAAGUUUAAAAGACGCAGUAACGCCCACUUUUGUGCUUCUCUUUCAUCUUAAAGCGGCACAGACACCCCUCCAAAAUAAAAUGAGUAUUUCAUCAAUAUAGAAUCUUUCACUGAAAUUCCAACACAGUCAAGAGAUAUAUAGAGACAAAGUAGGGACAGCUUUUUCUUAGUAUUUCUCCUACGCCUGCCCCCAGCCUGACCAAGCUGUCACCUGCGGGAUCCUCCCUAGCCCUUACUGCUAUACUCGCAUGAAUGACAGUACAGCGCUGACACCUGCUCCCAGCAGCUGAAUUACCAGGAGCCAAAGAGGACUGUCAGGAAGACGAUGGAGUGCCCGCGAGGGACAGGUUCACUUUUCCCCCCAGCGGCUCACUAUACCACUGUAUUAUUAAGUUAGUUACAGCAUGUGAUACACACGAGGGCAAGGUAACACAAGAAACAAUUACAAAACUAUAUGUUCUAAAGAGGGCAUGAACUUGUUUAAUUUUCUGAUAGUAAAAUUCAUUGGACAUAUUCAACAUUGAUUUAGGUGUCAAUUUAAUUCUUGUGGAUGAGCUUUUCAAAUGAUCUUAGUCUUUUAGAAACAUGUUUCAACUGAUAUAUCUACAAUAAUUCUGAUGAUUUCUUUAGAUAAAUCAUUUGAUGACGUUUUUUUCCAAGAGACUGGAGUCAUUUUUGAUGCUGUUUCAAACAAAUGAAAUCGAGGUCAGAUUGUGAUCAUUUAAACAGCUAAUCAAAAAAUAUUAAAUUGAGGCCUUAAUUGUGUUAAUGGCCAGCAAUUCCCGUGUGUUUUUCUCUAGUUCUUUGGCCAUUCAAGGUAUUGGAUGCAGGUAAAGGGUUUUGGUUUGAUGUGUUAGAUGUUAAUGAUAUUGGGGAGUGCCCCUAACAUGGCGUUGUGUUAUACUUAGAAAACCAAGCUCCAGUAAUUGUUUUACUUUGCAUUCUCUCGCCCUGCGAACACGCUUUGUUAGGAUUCUAUUUGAUUGUACGAGAGUUAGCCAUGUUAAUUUUGUCUCGCAGUGGGUUCAGAGGGACGUGUGUACAGUUUUGAUGUCCGAGCAGACCACCAUGCGAUUGCAAAGAACAAUUUCCAGAGGUGGAAGAACGCUUGGACGAAUCGGUGCCGGAAACCAUGGCCAGAUAAUGUCAGUUUUAUCAACAAGGACAUUACCAAUGCCCUCUCCGAUAUUAAUUCUGUGACAUUUGAUGCGGUAAGUCUAUCAGAGUUUUUCACAAAAGUGAGUAUUUCUGGGAUACAAAGUGAAUCUCAAAACGUAGGCCAAAAUAGCCAAAUUAGAGCAAUCCUCCAAGUCUGUUUUGAUUUUAGUUUGUCUAUUUUGGCCUUGAAUUUGAAAUUCACUUUGAAUUCCCAACAAUCCUCAUGUUAGUAAAUAACCCUGUUUGUCAUUAUGCAUUAUUAAAGGACCACUCUAGGCACCCAGACCACUUCAGCUUAAUGAAGUGGUCUGGGUGCCAGGUCGAGCUAGGGUUAACCCAUUUUUUCAUAAACACAGCAGUUUCAGAGAAACUGCUGUGUUUAUGAAUGGGUUAAGCCUUCCCCUAUUUCCUCUAGUGGCUGUCCCAUUGACAGCCGCUAGAGGCGCUUGCGUGCUUCUCACUGUGAUUUUCACAGUGAGAGCACGCCAGCGUCCAUAGGAAAGCAUUAUGAAUGCUUUCCUAUGUGACCGGCUGAAUGCGCGCACAGCUCUUGCUGCGCGUGCGCAUACAGCCGACGGGGAGGAGAAGAGGAGGAUCGGAGGAGGAGAGCUCCCCGCCCAGCGCUGGAAAAAGGUAAGUUUUAAGCCCUUUCAGAGCCGGGCGGGAGGGGGACCCUGAGGGUGGGGGCACCCUCAGGGCACUAUAGUGCCAGGAAAACAAGUAUGUUUUCCUGGCACUAUAGUGGUCCUUUAAAUACAUUUUUGAUUAAUUUGGCAUUUUGCUGGCACAUUCAUCUGUAUCUAACAUAAAGUGGAACUGUCACUUCUCAAGAUUUGUUUACUUUGUUUCUUAUAUUUGUGUUUUUGUGAGGUGUACAAAAUAAAAUUAAACACAGAAAUCCACACCUCAGGGUGCUCCCAUCUGUGCUACCUGUCAUCAUUCUAAGCUCUGUCCUUGGCACCCAGUAGUCAGCAUAGAGAGAGCGUGCAGUGGAGAAAUGAAACCGUUUCUAUUUCUCCUCUUCACCUGCAAUGUGUGCCCUGACCCUGCGUUGUCUGAACUGGAUUUUCAUUUGCUGAAUCAGAGCAUCCCCCUGAAAAAGUUCCACUGUUUUAUUCUGGGCUAUCAAUUCCAGAGAAACCAAGACAAAAAAAAAUCAAAAAAAAAUUGAAAACAUUUUCAUUUAUUUUUGAAUUUGAAAUCGAAAUAUUCAUGGUUCACAGAGUGCCGGGGAAAUCGUGUUUUCUUUUAUGAGAAAGACACUAUUACUUAACCAUAAUAUUAAUGCAAGACCAAAGUACAGUUCACAAGUACAAUCAUAAAAUAAAAUGCAAUAUAUGUGUUAAGGAUGGAUGGGGCAUUAAAAUUUAUAUAUAAUUAAUCCAUGUGCUUUGUGUCGAUAGUGCAAAAAUAAAUAAAUAAAACACAAACAAAGGACAUUAUUUUAGGGAGAGUAAUCCUAUAUUUUAUACGUAGAUCUGCAUUUUUAUGGAUUUACUCCUCUACUUAGAGCUAAAUACAACACAGUGAAUACAAGAUUUCAUUUUGAAUCUUUUUUUUAUUUUGUUUUGAGUGUAGCUAAAUAUGAGCAGGACUGUUCACCAAAGUGACAAUUCAAAGUGAAUUUAAAUUUGAAUACAAAAAAAAGCUGACCUGGAAAAUAUCUCCAACCAGGUUCGACUUCUUUGGCCUUACAUUUGAAAUUAAUUUUGAUUUCCAGACAAUUCUCACUUUAGAGAAUAACCCUGAUGGUGUUUUGUAGUAAUUGGAGUGAGCGACAAUGUAUUACCAGUACACAUGAGUUUAUGUUUAGCAGAAACCACACAAUCCUCCGAGGUUGUCAAUGAUUAUAAUUCAGCUUCUGUAUUUUUCCUAGGUUGCUUUGGACAUGCUGAAUCCACAGGUCGCUUUACCUGUUAUUCUCCAGAAUCUAAAGCAGGGGGCAGUAUGUGCAGCAUAUCUAGCAAAGUGAGUAUGCCGUGUGAUUUUCAGGAUGCACUGAUAACAUGUAAGGGACACUUUAAACAGAAGAGAAAAUAAUAAUAAAUUACAUAAAUAAAACAAUACAUAUUUUUGUAUUCAAUAACAUAAAAGCAUAAAUACAUUCCCUUCCACGAUGUCUUCAGGCCUUCCAUGUAGGACACAAACGUCAAGCUCUGAGUCUUUUUUUAAUUUUUUAUAAUUCCACAGUGCACUGUAGUGGUUAUGGUGCCAGAAGCGCAAUGGCACCCCCAUGUUAGAUGAUCAAUGUAAGCCAGUGAGCUGUAAUUAGUUACACCGAGGUCAGGUACUUUGUAUUUAUUUUUAUAUUUUUUAUUUUUAUUUAUAUAUUUAAUUUUUUUGUUUUUUUAUGCUUUUUAUCCAUAUUGUCCAUAAUACUGAUUUAUUCAUAUACAGUGGGGCCUCGGUUUACAAACGCCUCGGUUAACAUCAUUUUCGGUUUACAAAUGAAAAUCCAUUGAAAAUAAUGCCUCGGUUUACAAAAAUUUUUCACAAUACAAAGUAAGUUUCCCCAGGAUGCAUUGCACCUGGGAGGUUUAUAGCCCCGCCCCCUGCAUGCUGGAGCCUGUGGGUAGCACAUGGCGUCAAGUGUGGAGGUGUUGUAGCGGCUUUUGCAUCGAGUUUUGGAGCCAUUCUGGAAAUUGUUUGCAGUUGUUUUGUGACUUUUUGGUGCAUUUCUCAAGCGGUGGAAAGGUGGGGAGCUGAGCUUCGUCGUUUGCAUGCCUUUUAUUGUGUGUUCUGCAUUGUGGGUUGAUUUCCAUGCCAGCUCACUUUGACUUUUUUUCUGACCUUCAGAACGGAUUAAUUGGUUUUUAAUGCAUUCCUAUGGGAAACCGCGUUUUGGUUUACAAAUUUUUUGCAAUAAGAAACCUCCCGGAGAACGCAUUAAAUUCGUAAACAGAGGUCCCGCUGCAUUCUCUCUGAUAUAUCUGCUACUUAUUAUAUCAGUUGUCAAUUUUCUUAUAUGAAUAUUAUGCAGAGUUUAUAAUUGUUAUAUGUUAUUGCUAUCUUUUGUAUCCAUUUACUAUAAUUGUUUCUAACUCAAUUUUGAGUACUUUAGUCUGGGUAUAUUUACUAUUGAGGAUGUGAAACAGCUUGCUAUUAGCUUAUGAGUGUUUUUUUUUUUUUAUAUAAAUUUGGUCAUUAUUAAAAGAUUUCUAUUCAUUUUUAGUUUAUUGUUUGUGUUUCAUAAUUAGGAGCACACAUACCAUUCUGUUUAUUUUGAGUUUAUUGCUCAUUUAGUCGCGCCGGUGUAUGUAGCCGCCCUUACUCUUAUGGUAUUUUAUUUUUUAAUUUGUAUGUACCUUUUUUAUAUUGUAAUUAGUUUAGACAGAGAACAUCUUAACCAGGUAAGAAGCCAGAAGCAGUCUAAAAUAGUUUGACUACUUGCCCCCCCCCCUCCCUUUCAAGAUUGAUGACCUCAUCCAAUCCAAUACUUUCCCACUGAGAGGCUAGUGCGCAGGCACAGCAAAACUCUACACUUCAUAGAGAUGCAUUGAUUUAAGACAUAGCUAUGGGGAGCAUUCAGCAUCUCAGUCCUGCAAAGAUUGGGCCUCUAGUGGCUCUCUGAAUGACCGCAGAAAGAGGUGUUACUAGGGAACAAUAUAAACACUCCAUUUUCUCUGAAGAGGCAGCGUUUACAAUGAAAAGCCUGCAGCAAGGGCUUACCUAGAGCAUUUGGCACCCGGGACGGGCCCUAUUUUUUGCACCUUCUCCCCUCCCCCUCCACCCAACUGUAAAAUGUAAAAAAAAAAACUCAUUUUUUUUUUUUUUGUAAUGUAUUUAGUGCUGAUCAUAUUUGAGUAUGUUUGAGUGAAUGUAGGGGUGUGUUUGUAUGUAGUGUUGGUUUUUGAAUGCAGCGGUGUGGUUCUGUAUAAUGGUGGGGUUUGUAUGUAGUGUUGACAUUGAAAUGCAGGGGUGUAUUUGUGUGUAGUGUUGGCGAGAUUCUGAGAUGUAUGCACACAGACACACACAUAAAUACACGCUGACACACAUGCAGCUACAUAGAUAUACAGUCACACACAGACACAUGCUGACAGACAUGCAGACACACAGUGACGACUCUAGGAACAAUACAUAGGGGGGAAACAUAAGAUACAAAACAGUGCCCUGGGGGCGGCAUUAAAACUUUUCACUAGGGGAUGGGGUAAUGUGCUGCCAUUUUUUGUCUGAUGCCAGCAUGCUGUGAAUGCUGGCAUCAGACAACAAAUUUGCAAAGAAUUCACAUUAGCCACUGAGAUUUCUUGGUCUGGGCUGGCUGACACUUCUUAACUUUGAUCUUUGUUUAUCAGAUAACUCCCCUAUUUGCUAUCCUUAUGUGGGAUUGCCAUAUUUAAGGACACCAAAUAAGGGCGCUAUCUGCUAAAUUGCACACUAAUUUGGUAUCUUUAAAUCCGGAAAUUUUACAUAAGGGCACCAAUUUAGGGAAUUAUCUACUAAACAGCUACAAGAUCAGAAUUUAAAAAGCCCUUUUCUUAAUUUUAAUCUUUCAGUUGUUUAAUAGAUAACUCACUUAUUUGUUAUCCUUAUGUGGGAUUGCAAAAUGUAAGGACACACAAUCACAGACCUACACACAUAAUCACAACACACACACUUAACUACAGAGAUACAUACAUAAUCACAGACACACACACACACAAUCACAGACACAAAUAAUCACAUACACACAUUGUAAUAAUUAAGAGGUCCACCCAGUCUCCUUACCUUGCUCUGGGAGGGCUGGGAUGGAUCAUCAGUCCCUGGUGAUCAGUGGUUGUUGCUGGGAUCUCUGUGUUCUUCCUGCACAGGUCCCUCACACACCCUGUAAUGACGCCAAUGCUGGGAUGACGUUAUAUCCCGGCUGCCGGCUCACUGCAGGGCGAAGACAGUCAGAUGCACACAGUUAUACACAUAUACUGUCAAAUACAGCCACAGGCACAUAGUCACUCGCACACAGUCAAACACAGUUACAGACAGUCUGUCACACACACAUGGCUACAGGCAGACAGUCUCUCUGUCACACACACACACACACAGUCAAAGGCAGACAGCCACACACAAUGGCACAGGCAGGCAGUCGUAAAUGCAGUCACAUGCAGACAGUCACCCACAAAGUCACAAGCAGUUACACACACACUUACAGGCAGACAGUCACACACACAGUCACAGGUCAACAGUCACACACACAGUCACAGGCAGUCGCACAUAGUCACAGGGAAACAGUCACACACAUACAGCGACAGGCAGACAGUCUCACACACACAGUCACAGACAGUUACACAUACAGUUACAUACACAGUACACUCUUUCACUUACUGACAGUAUGGGCUGAUUUCUAGUUGUUGGGGAAGCAGGAACUCCUUCUUGCUUCCCCUCAUUGUGCAACAGUAAGAGCAGCAAAUGGAGGCUGCCUUUAGCUCCGCCCCCACAUCCAAUUUAGCUCUGUCCCCACAUCCAAUUUAGCUCUGUCCCUGGCCGAUUUGGCUCAGCCCCCAACUAUCCGUGAAGUUCUCCUGCCGGCCCCUGUGUGUGAGCUGUGUCGGGUGCCCGGCACCCCUGCUGAUAUGGUGCCUUGUGCAGCCACACAGCUCACAGAUCCCCAAGCCUGGCCAGCCCUGGUGGCACCCGCCUACCAAGUGGCACUUGUGGCGGCCCGCCCACCCCUCCAUUAGUACGCCACUGGCCUGCAGGGACAGACUAUAGACACCUGAAACACUACAUUAAGUUGUACUGGUUCUGUUGACUAUAGUGCUGUUUUAGGAUGGAAGACCACAUAAAAUGCAGGUGUGAUGUCUCAUGUUUGCAUCCUAUUCACCUUAAUGGGAUGCACUUAGGGGGGACUUCAUGCAUGCCGCGUGCAUCUGUGGUACUCUAACAAUAUGCUUCUAUUUAUUUAUUACCAGCAUUUAUAAAGGUGCCAACAUAUUCUGCAGCUCUGUACAAUUGGAAAUUUUCUCCUACAGGGAAUAAUCAAAGCGAUGUUCUGCUGUUACAAGAGCAGAUCAAGUAAGCAGGGCACCUGCAGAUUGCUGCCAUUGAAGAGCAGAACGGUGUUGGGCAUACUCUCUAUUGAGUGGACGCAAUCAAAUAUGGCUGAGUUAUGUAAGAUAUCUGCACAUAUCAUGUUCAGAUUCUGUAUUUUCAUAGAAUCCCUAUUUCUCUGCAUUCAGAAUUUGGCCUUAACUCUGCAUUUGGGGAACUAUAUCAAUCCCAUGAAAUGUUUGCUAAGGGUGGAAAUCUGGCUCAACAUUUUAGGCAGCCUCUGACUUCCUGAUAAUUGUAUUUUAAUAUGCAAUUAAAAUAAAGAAACGAUUCACUACAGCAAACAGAAUAAGGAUUAACACAGACUGGUUAUAAUCUAUCACCAUUAAUAUUCCUAGAUGUAGGGUAACUGCUUGCUGCUAUUCUAAUAUAAAAACAAUCUGUGAGCUGCUAACACCAAAAAGACAUAGGCUUAGGGCAGAACUUUGUAAGGAAAGGGACGAUGGCAUAAAUGGAAAAUAACAGAAAGGAAUCACUCACAUUUGACGUUUUGUCAUUUGCUGUAAAUUCUUUUGAUUUGAAGCUUCUUCAGUAAGCUCUUACCUUUGCUGAGAAACAGCAAUAUUUAUAUUCAUCUGAGAACACACCCAAGUGGUGGUCAGACAGUCACCAGAGAUACUUCCUCCUUUCCAAAGGUCCUCAUGUUUGAGGUCACUUCGCAGAGUAUGACACCAAAAGCAUCCAUUGCCUUUCACAGAGAGGAGUUGGAUUUACUGCUGCUCUGUAAGGAUUAGUACUUGAUUGGCAGAGCACAAUGAUUUCAUUGCAUGCAGUUUUGUAUUCUGGUUUUGUGCUGCCCUGCAACUCAGGCACCCUCCCCCAUCCCUUCCAAAUUUCUCUUCCUGACAGACACACGCCUUCACUGAUGCAUGCACUGACAUACACUCACUUACAGAUACAGUCAUUGUCACACAAACUGUUUAACCAACACACACUUUCACUGAAACAUACACACUCAUUUAUUCACAGUUAUACACACACUCACAUUUACCGACAGACACACAUAUACACUAACUGACAGACACACACUCACUCAUUCACAGUUACACACACUCACAUUAACUGACAGACACAUACACACUGACUGACAGACCCACACUGGGACACACAUAUACUCACUGACAGAUACACACUGACAAACACACACACACUCACUGACAGACAUAUAUACAUUCAGUGUCAGUCACAUACUCUCCGUGACAGACAUGGAUACAUACAUUGACACAUGCAUACACACACUGACAGACACACACUCUCAAUGGCAAACAGAUACUCACUGACAAACACAUAUACACUGUGACACACACACACACACUCUCACUCUUUGACAGAAACACACACACUCACUAACAGACACACAAUAAAACACACUCCCAAUUUUUAAUUUUGUUUUGCUUACAUUUUGGUGGAUUUUUCCUUGGUCCAGUGGGGCUGGCUGUAGCUCGGCGGGGUGGGUUGGCACACGGUGAGCAGUGGAGGCGGGCUGCGAGGGAGCCCAGCUCCCUCGCACACCUCACAGUGAUGCCGGAGCGACGUCAUAUUCCGGCUCCGGCAUCAGGAAGAGCUCAGAGUGAUCCCUCGCCGCCAGCCUCCUACAUGAGUACAGGAUCUGUAACAGCCAUCUGAGGAGUGGCCAGUGAAGUUAUCACUAGGCUGUAAUGUAAACACUUUUCUCUGAAAAGACAGUGUUUACAGCAAAAAGCCUGAAGGUAAUGAUUCUACUCACCAGAACAAAUUCAAUAAGCUGUAGUUGUUCUGGUGACUAUAGUGUCCCUUUAAAGGACACAAUAGAUGAACUGGUAGCAAAGCAGACUUUUUCUAGUCUGGCUAUUUGACCUUCAAUUUUAAAUUAAUUUUGAACUCACUUUGAAUACAUGACAACUUUAAAAAUAAAUCUGAGGUUUAUUCUCUGAACAAUUUCUUACCCCUUGGAUUGCAGUGGUAGUUUGAAAACACUGGGUUAACCACAUACAAUACUCUCAGCCAACCAUCAUCAUCCAGGUUUCACAGACUUGUCAGUUCUGCAUUAUUAUUAUAGUUCUGGUCUCUGGGUGUUGGGGAGAUAAUCAAACCUCACUGUAAGUAGAGUGUCCAGAGACUCUUGGCAAAGUAGCCACUACACUGAGUGUCCUUUGAAAGAGGAACCCGUAUCCACUUAGGUACAUGGCAUACUGCUUUUGGGAGAUGGAAUAUUUGUAGUUUUAGAAGUUAAAGGAACACUAUAGCCACCUAAACAAUUUUAGCUUAAUGAAGCAGUUUUGGUGUAUAGAUCACUGCUCAAUUGUCUGCCAUUUAGGAGUUAAAUCACUUUGUUUCUGCAGUUCUGCAGGGUAUAGCAAGCUAUUAAUAAUGCAGGAGAUAAGAACAUCUAAAUUAAACAGUAUCUGCAAUAAAGGAAGAGUAAAUAUUAGAUGACUCUAUGCAGGAAGAGUUUAGGAAGGCUGUGUAAGUCACAUGCAGGGAGGUGUGACCUGGGCUGCAUAAACAAAGUGAUUUAACUCCUAAAUGGCAGAGAACUGAGCAGUGAGACUGCAGGGGCAUGAUCUAUACACCAAAACUGUGUCAUUAAGCUAAAGUUGUUUGGGUGACUAUAGUGUCCCGUUUACGUGUAAAGGUAAAAUAUAAACAUAAUAUGUAAAGUAUUCAUUUAUUACCAGUUUGGCAUCACAAUGUAUAGAAUUCAUUUUAUUCUCUGAAAAAAAGCCAUAUCGUGUAUUUUUUGCAUGACAGUUAUGCUAUUCUUUUAUUGUAAUUUUAAUAUGUUUUGUGACAGAGGAAAUGUUUUCUCUUCUUGUUAUGUGUUUGUGCUUCACACAGUAUCACGCAGGUCAUCGAUCUCUUGGAAGGGAUCCGCUCAUGCCAGCUGUUCUUAGUAUGUGAGAAGAUAGUGGAGGUCUCCUAUAAGGACUGGCUGGUAGCACCCUCUGUGCGUAAAGAUGGCUCUAUAUCCCCAAGAGUUGAGCCGGAGAAGAAUAUAGAGUCAGACCCUGAGUACCUGGAACAGCCCGAGAACGAGGAGAGCGACAGUGAUGGUAUAAAGCUAUAUUUGUAAAUAAUUUUUUUUUUUUUUAAUUCUGUGAACUUUAUAGGAAACAAUUGCUAGUGGGUAACUAACUAGCAUAUACACAGAAUUAAAGGUAUACUGUAAAUAUCAUAAUCAUAGUAUUUUAUUGUAUCAUUGCUAGAUUGUGCAUCAGUGCAUUUCAGCUGGCUUGAACAAAUCAAAUUCUGUUUAAGCUACACCUGAACAAAUUGAUCCGUCCGGGAUUUACAUAUGGAGUCUUAUUCAUUGAAUAAGAAACCACAGUUAAAUUCCUGGCUUGAUUUGUUAGAAUGUAGAUUAGAAGGAAUGUGUUUCAUUUAAACCAACUGAAACACAUUAUUAAAACACAUUAAUGCACAAGACUAAUUAUUACAUGUUUUAUUUAUGCAGCUUAUUGUAGUGAUUAUGGUGCUUGCAGUCAUUCCAAUCUGAAUUUAUUUUUCAUUAUUUAGAUAAUGUAAAAAAAUACUUUGAAUGUUCUCCUUGUUUGCUGAAUAUCCACAUGAUUUUCAGCGUCUUAGGAAGUAGCUGAGAAGCCUGGUACUCUGAUUAAAUUCAGAGAGGCCCUGUGUAAGCCCAUUAGAAAUUUUCGUUCAAGUAGAUAAUUUCUAUUGAUUCUAUAUAUUAUAUACAUUAAAUUAGUCACAGUAUUUUGUUUGAAUAUAUAUAUAUAUAUAUAGAGAGAAAGUAUUUUUAUUCCGAUUGCACCAUUUCGCCCUGUAACACUGUGAUUGAGAUAUUAACAUGUUGAUCUGUGUUACAGCACAAAACCCUUCAGUUAAAAUAAAACCAUUUGGACAAGUACCAUACAUUGCUCGCCCUUUGCCAUGGCAAACUGGCCACACAGGUAAAUGUUUUCUGCUGUAUAGAGAUAGAUAUUAAAAAAUACUCUAACAUGUUGGGAGUAGAGCUAAAAGCAGUGUGUUUAUAGGGUGGUUAAUUGGGUGGGCACAGUUAUGUAUUUAUAGUGCAGUUAAUGCUGAUUUGAUGAUCCCAUGAUUGGUAAGUAAAUGAACACAGAAAUAAUCCAAGCUUUAUUAAGCCAUGUCUACUGUACAAUUAAACAAUAUAAAAUGAAGACUCCGCAAUAGAAAAUACAGGUGGGAGUGUAAUGUCAAGAAACUAGUGCUAAGAGGUGUGUAAAUUGAAAAUAGGGAGAUGUGGCUCCCCUUGAAAGUUAAAAACACAUCUACACUAAGCACUAGAAAGUAGAUACUAAUUCCUACUAAUCUCAGUUCCAAUGAAACAACACUCUAUAGGCAUAUUAAACUAAAUUGACAUAAUGUUUACAUUGCAGCACUAACUCUGCCCUCAGUGGCUGUCUACCAGACAGCCACUGGGGGCGCUUCCGGUAUCGUAAUGGACUUUUGGUCCGUUAUCUGAUGCUGGAUGAACAAUUUUAGUCGACUAAAUGUUUUGACCUUUAGUCAACUAAAACUAGUCUAAAACAAUUCAGAUGAAUAAAAUAAGACUAAAACUAAAAUGGCUUUUUAGUCAAAAGACUAUGACUAAAACUAAAUUGAAAUUUGCUGCCAAACAACACUGCAAAGAGGGAAUGUGGAAGGGGCAAAAAAGACAGACCAGGGCAUGGGAGAGAGACACCUAGGGGGUCUGGGGAAGGGGUAAAAGAGACAGAGGCUUUAAAAAAGCCCAUUAGAUUUUAGUCGUGUCAACUAAAAUCUACAGGAGAUUUAAUCAACUAAAACUAGACUAACACUAAAAAAAUUCAGAUGACUAAAAUACAACUAAAACUAUAGUGGCUUUUUAGUCAAAAGACUAUGAAAUUAAAAUUUGCUGCCAAAAUUAACACUGCUACCCACCUAUAAGAUGGUGAAGAAAUCUGUGUGCAAAAGAUAGAGAAAAUAGAACUAGGUACCUUGGUUGCUGUUAAUGCAAAAUAUGCUAUAGUGAAAUAAAAGCAAAGAAAUGUAUCAAAAAGCCCUUUUAAGCCGUACAUACUCUGGGGCUUAUCCAAUUUAUAUUAGGCUAUCCAGCUGAUGUUAUGUAACUUUAGUUUAAUUUGCCUAUAGAGUGUUGUGUUAUAAGAAUUGAGAUUAGUGGAAGUUAGUAUCCACUUUCUAGUGCUUAGUGUAGAUGUGUUUCUAGUUUUAAAGGGGAGCCACGUCUCCCUAUUUUCAUGUACCCACCUCUUAACACUAGUUUCUUGACAUUACACUCCCCUUCACUUUAUGUGUUAGAUUGCAUUGUUUUAGUACGCAUUGCUUAAUAAAGCCUGGAUUAUUACUGUCUUCAUUUACAUACCAGGUAGAUCUCCUUUUUGGAGUUUUCCUUUACUUCAACCUUUUUUGUGUGUGUGUGUGUGUGUGUGUGUGUGUGUGUGUAAAUUGUACCUAAAGGGCUAUGCUCAGGAUAGCCCGGUACUAUUCACAUUGACCUCUGACUUCACUGGACUCUAGGGUUUAGUGAGGGAAUCAUGCAUGCAUUUAACCAUUGCAGCCUUUGCAUGCCCACCUAUUCUUCCCCAGACUUUCUGUGGAUGUUCAAUCACAGACUUCCGAAUGCAGCUCAAUGAGAAGCCUUUGCAAGCCAAGGUGCAACAAAGUUAAUUUAUAAAAGUGUUAAGUUUGAUUAAAAUCUGUCUUUUUUGUAAAGAAAAAAAGGGCACACACUUCACACAUAAACCCUUUAAGCUAGCUAAAGUGUUGUAUGUGUUUGUAAUGUCCAUUUAAACUGCAUCCCAGAAGACAUCAUCUGAUACUCAUUUGUCAGUAUACACAAUGAUUGGAAUCAUGACAAAUGCCAAUCACAUCCAACAACUUAACUGUAAUUUUUCUUUUAUUUCAUAGCAUUUCUUGUGCAGCUGAGAAAGUUCAAACCAGCACUUAAGUAUUCUGACCCAGAAAAGCCAAGAAGUAUAUAGUGUUUCCUGUAUAUAUUACUUUAUAGGUUUUAUAACUAAUGCUAUUUUAUUUUACUGAACUGUACAUUGAUUCGAAUUUGCAUAAUGGUGUAAAAUAUAAAUAAAUAAAACUGCAGAAAUAAUGUGUAACUCACUGGAAACUGUUAUGUAACAAUUGCAUGUAUUUUUUUUGUAAUGUAAAAACAUGAGAAGGAAGUUGACCUAUUCCUCGCUGCUUGUAAACCAUUCCAUGGACCUGUCUUGAUAGAUAAGGCAUUUUCUCAUCCCAGAUCUUGUUUGACUACCU